GGAUGGACAUGUGAAGACAAGUCACGGCCACAUCGACAGGAACGGCAGAUUCAAGUGCGAGUGGUGUCAGUACUCGACCAACAGGUCCACAAACAUGAAACACCACCAAAGGACUCACGCUGGGGAACGGCCGCACCGCUGUGAUGUCUGUACGGCACGGUUCACUCAACGGUCACACCUCACGGCACACAUGCUGACUCACACUGGAGUGCAGCCGUACGGCUGCUCCAUCUGUAUGGCGCGGUUCACUCGACGGUCAACUCUCAACACCCACAUGCGGACCCACACGGGGGAGCGGCCACACGGCUGCUCCAUCUGCACUGCACGGUUCACUACGCGGUCAAACCUCAUCAAACAUAUGCGCACUCACACUGGGGAGCGGCCAUAUGGCUGCUCCAUCUGCAAGGCACGGUUCACUCAACGGUCAUACCUCAUCACACACAUGCGGACCCACACGGGGGAGAGGCCGUACUGCUGCUCUAUUUGCACGGCACGGUUCACUGACCGAUCAGGUUUUAAUAAACACAUGCGGACCCACACUGCUGCUGCUGCAUUUUGUGAACAGCCGCACUGCUGCUCCAUCUGCAAGGCACGCUUCACUCGACGAUCGCACCUCAAUACGCACAUGCUGACUCACAGCGGAGAGCGGCCUUUCAGUUGCUCUGUGUGUCUUUCACGGUUCACUCGUCGGUCAACCCUCAAUAUACACAUGCGGACCCACACGGGGGAGCGGCCGUACGGCUGCUCACGUUGCCAGGCCCGGUUUGCUCUACGGGGAAAUCUCAGCAAACACAUGCGGACCCACACGGGGGAGCGGCCGUACUGCUGUUCACAUUGCCAGGCCCGUUUUGCUCUACGGGGAAAUCUCAGCAAACACAUGCGGACCCACACGGGGGAGCGGCCGUACGCCUGUUCACAUUGCCAGGCCCGGUUUGCUCAACGAGGAAGUCUCACCAAACACAUGCAGACCCACGCGAAGAGCGGCUGUACUGCUGCAACUACUAUUUAACGGUUCAUUAGUUCGGCACAUAGAAAGUCACUUGAAACUGGUACACAGUUUUGGGAAUUAUGUAAUACACUGGUAUGACCGAUGCGGCAAAUGGAUGGAUUGGCGAAGUACAACGCUGAGACUUGUCCUUGAAAUGCAUGAGUGGCCGCCGUACGUUUGAUUUUAGUGUUUAAUUUGUGAUUCUCGUUUAUGAGCGUCGUGGCUACCGGUGUCACGUCUGGCUUCUUCAUUGUUACUAAGGAUGAUUCA
Amphibalanus amphitrite is the source of this 1258-nucleotide messenger RNA. RefSeq names its product oocyte zinc finger protein XlCOF19-like. Gene Ontology annotation, molecular function: DNA-binding transcription factor activity, RNA polymerase II-specific; RNA polymerase II cis-regulatory region sequence-specific DNA binding. NCBI's taxonomy places the organism in Eukaryota, Metazoa, Arthropoda, Thecostraca, Balanomorpha, Balanidae. The record is from RefSeq and is a predicted model, not a curated record. The transcript has a single exon. Gene Ontology annotation, cellular component: nucleus. Gene Ontology annotation, biological process: regulation of transcription by RNA polymerase II. The coding region runs from base 95 to 1009 and encodes 304 amino acids.